Rhizophagus irregularis DAOM 181602=DAOM 197198 is the source of this 1364-nucleotide messenger RNA. Its product is annotated as GDP-mannose transporter. NCBI's taxonomy places the organism in Eukaryota, Fungi, Glomeromycota, Glomeromycetes, Glomerales, Glomeraceae. The record is from RefSeq and is a predicted model, not a curated record. Gene Ontology annotation, molecular function: GDP-fucose transmembrane transporter activity; antiporter activity. Gene Ontology annotation, cellular component: Golgi apparatus.
AUUUUUUUUUUUAAAAAAAAAAAUACCAGUGUCGAAAUCUUUCUUUUUAAUAUAAUUAAUAUAUAUUCAAUAAAUUAGUUGGUCGUUAUUAACGAAAUUUUAUAAUAAAUAUGGCACAACCACCUACUAUUUUAGCAUUUUUAUCUGCAACUGGAACUCUCCCGAUCUUAACAUAUUGUGCUGCUAGCAUCUUGAUGACAGUUACGAACAAAUAUGUUUUGUCUGGUUAUGAUUUUAAUAUGAAUUUUUUACUGUUAGGAAUACAGUCAAUAGUAUGUGUGGUUUUAUUAAGAGCUUUUAAAAUGCUGAAUCUUGUUUCAUUUCGAGAAUUUGAUUUAGCAUUGUCACGAAAAUGGUUUCCUAUUGCAAUGUUACUUGUUGCUAUGAUUUAUACGGGAAGCAAAAGUUUACAAUAUCUUUCAAUUCCUGUAUACACAAUAUUUAAAAAUCUAACAAUCAUUUUAAUAGCAUAUGGAGAAGUUAUUUGGUUUGAUUGUAGUAUAUCAAGAUUGACAAUGACAAGUUUUUUGUUGAUGGUUUUCUCAUCUAUUAUAGCGGCAUUAUCGGAUAGUUCCAGUGCGGUUGUAAAAUCUUCUAGCAUCACAUUUGAUAUAGGAUAUUUGUGGAUGGCAUUUAAUUGUAUUUCCUCUGCUGCAUUCGUUUUAACAAUGAGGAGACGUAUUAGAUCAACUAAUUUUAAAGAUUUCGAUACUGUAUAUUACAAUAAUUUAUUAUCAAUACCUUUAUUAAUGACAAUGAGUCUCAUGGUCGAAGAUUGGAGUGAAAAAAAUUUCGAAAAAAAUUUGCCUGAGGAUAUACGUACCACGCUCAUUACGGCCAUAUUAUUCUCAGGAAUAUCGGCAUUUGGUAUUUCAUACACAUCAGCUUGGUGUGUCAGAGUAACUUCGAGUACAACAUAUAGUAUGGUUGGAGCAUUAAAUAAAUUGCCUGUAGCUGCAAGUGGAAUGAUUUUUUUUGGAGAUCCAAUCACAACAGGAAAUGUUUCUGCCAUAUUUGUUGGAUUUGUUGCCGGAAUUCUAUAUUCAAUUGCAAAAACAGAACAACAAAAACCUAUAAAACCAUCUGUAUAUAUUCCAAUAUCUAAUAAAGAAUUGCCACAAACAACAACGAAUGAUAACAAUACGACUGAAAUUCAAUCAAAUCUUCUUAAUAAUGACGAUGAUCACAGAGUAAUUAAAAUUGAAGACAACAAUCUAUCAGAAAAAAUGUAAUAUGUUCAAUGAUUUUUUAUUUAUUAUUUAAUUUUAUAUUUUGAAGGAAUUAUAGAAUCAUGUUUUAUAGAAAGAGUAUAAUCCUUUUUUUUUUUGUAAGAAUCAUUAAUCGAUUAAAUGUAUUAAUAUUAA